Alternaria arborescens is the source of this 1983-nucleotide messenger RNA. RefSeq lists its product as hypothetical. Gene Ontology annotation, molecular function: zinc ion binding; DNA-binding transcription factor activity, RNA polymerase II-specific; transcription cis-regulatory region binding. NCBI's taxonomy places the organism in Eukaryota, Fungi, Ascomycota, Dothideomycetes, Pleosporales, Pleosporaceae. The record is from RefSeq and is a predicted model, not a curated record. Gene Ontology annotation, biological process: DNA-templated transcription; regulation of DNA-templated transcription. Bases 1 to 1983 code for a protein of 660 amino acids. Gene Ontology annotation, cellular component: nucleus. The transcript is spliced from 5 exons.
AUGGGACUGGAAUGUCGCAUCCUCCCUACAUCAACCAGGAAUUUGCGCCAGACCAAAGCAGAGAUGCGACGAGAGCUGGAGGAGUUGCGAUGGAACAUGAGACAAGGGCAGAAUCCUGGCGAUGCAAACUACCCUCACUCGACGGCCUCACCAACCGUCGAUAUGCAGAAUUACACCCCACUUGAACACGCUUCAGCCACAUAUUCGGAUCCUUCUGGAAGGACUGAUGCAUCAGAUUCAAUGUCCCCAGCUUUCGACUCGAGGCCUCCGACACGAAAAGGUUCCGAUCACCACGGCACGGUACCACGCGUGAUAGACGGCUACUUACUCGAUUCGAAACGGAUCGACGAUUGCUUCACCAUUUAUUUCACACAAUACCAUCCGCUGUUCCCUAUCUUGGACCCAUCAAUAGGGCCCAAUAAUUACUAUGAUCAAUCGCCCUUCCUGUUCUGGACUAUCGUGGUCACGGGAUCGCGACGGUACUCUGAACAUGAAGUCCUUGAAAGGACAAGUCAGCCCAUCACUCAACUAGCAUUUUCCUCAAUGGCGUUACGUACCUCGCAAGUUCCAAUCAUCCAAGGCCUUUUAAUUCUUUGCACCUGGCGACUACCUACCAACUCAAUGUACAAAGAUACAACACACCUCAUGUGCGGUUCAGCAGUACAUCUAGCAACGCAAAUUGGCCUUCACAUAGCAGGCGUAGGCCAGGAUUUUGCUAGGACACCACUUGAGAAGGAUCAAUCACUCAAGGUGCAACGUGCCAGACUUUGGCUAUGUUGCGUCAUCGUCUCCAUAAGAACGAGUUGUGUUGAAGGCAUACCACCUCUUGCUGAAUCAUUCUUCGAUGGCGAUGAGCAAGACCGGGAAGACAUGGUUCCGUACCUACCUUCUGACCUGCAAUUCUUGCACAAAGUCUACAUCAUCCUCAUGCGUGCCAUAGUCGCCAUGGGAAAGACUAACUUACAGUCUAUUCACUGCGACGUUCGUGUGCUACGGUCGUUGAUCGGUAUAUUCGACUCGCAGCUCCUCAGCCUGGCUCCGUCUUCCCCAAGCGAACUCGAUGCUCUGCAACUCAGCUGUGCACGUAUACAUGUGAUGGCGUUCCAUUUCUUCGCUCAUCCCACGAAUCCCGGGCCCGACGCAGAGGGUCUUUCAAGGUUUUACUCUCUAUGCAUCUCAGUCAUUCAAUCCGCGGCAACUAUGCAAACGACACAAAAGGUCCACUUACCUUCUGUCUCGCAAUCGUUCAUCGAUCGUACCAUCACCCUGGCUGGUUUCACCAUUUUGAGGCUUGUUCGAAGCCCGCUCGCUCAACACCUGGAUUUGCUUGCGGGCGAACGAGCAUUCUCCCAAGCGUAUGAUUUCCUCCAGAAUGUGUCUUUGCAGCCGGGAGAUAUCCACUUCCGGACUGCACAUAUUAUGAAAGAUUUAUGGGGUAGCGACAAAGUGUUCCGUAAGAAGGACGGUCGUGUGGAAUCGUUAUAUCUGAGGUUGAGAACAAGGUUGAGUAUGAGCAUCAGCUACGACAUGUUCUGGUACUGGCGAGAGGAAUUCGGCAAUAUGCAAAAUCCCUACAACGGCGACGAAGCGACACUUGAAAACGCUCAGCAGAGUGCACCUCAAUACUCGUCACAGCAACAACAGCAACACCAGCAGCAGCAGCACCACCAACAACAGCAGCAACAACAACAGCAGCAAUUGGAUCCAUCGAUGAGACAGCAACUUCCGGUAACCAAAUUCGACCCCAGCUUGGUCAAUCCCCAGAUGCAACCGGAUCCGUCCGUAAUGAGCAGCUUCGAUGCUUGGGAGGGUCCAGAUUACGGUGUACCGCCAAUGCUCGAUCAAUUCCCUGAUUACGACUGGGCAGCCGGCUUUGAGUUCUCGAACGCCGAGAUGCCCAACGUACCGGUUGGACCUAUAAAUCCAAUGAUGACAGCACCAGGUCCUGGAGGUGCACCAAACAUGGGGUAUACCUACGGUUAG